AUGCGUCUUUCCUCGUCUGUUCUUUCUCCACUGGGAGCGACAGUCGUUGCAGCACAAAAUGCUACUGUCUCUUCCUCAAUGCCACAAGUCACUUUAGACUAUUGUACCGUUCAAGCUGCUGCUGCAAAUCUCUCAGCUGGUAUCUAUAAAUACCAGAACGUUCGAUUUGCUGCUCCUCAAUGGCCACCAGUUGAAACUGAGGUUAACGAUGGUACACUUGCCGCAUCAAAUGUUGCAUGCACAAGCGCUGAGGAUUGCUUGUUCAUGGAUAUUUAUGUACCAGCUAAUGCUACGGGAAAGAAGCUUCCUGUUUUGCAAUGGACUUACGGAGCUGGAGCGAACAAAUCCCAUACUACGCCCGAAGGUCUCUAUGAUCUCAGCAAAGACUUCAUCUUUGUCACCUACAACUACCGAGAUGGUAUUGUCGGUGUUGCUAACGGGCCAACCUUUACUCACGAAGGAGGCGCCACAAAUGCUGCCGUUCGUGAUACAGAACAAGCAUACAAGUGGACUCGCAAGUACAUCAGUGCUUUUGGAGGGGAUCCAGAUAAUAUUGUUGCUUUGGCUUUCUCUGCUGGUUCCUCGCAAACGCUUGAUCAGAUCACUCGUUAUGGAGGCAAUGCUGAGCAGCUCUUUGCUCGCGCUUACCUCACUUCCCCAGGUACAGUCCCUGGUUCUGGUCACCAGCAAGCCGAGGCUUUCUGGCAAAAUGUCUCGGCCACUGUUGGUUGUAGUGGUGGUGGUUUGGAUUGUAUGCGUGCGGUCAAUUACACAACUCUCAACACAGCUGUUACUGAGGUUAUAUCUUUGUAUUCAUACACACUACAACCACGAGUUGAUGGCGAUAUAAUCAGUGAUACAUACGAAGCAGAAUUUUACGCUGGUCACUACAAUUGGACCGGACCAUUAGUCAUCACCCACGAGCUUCACGAGAAGAACAGCGACGUUACAAGCGGUAUCAAUAGCACCGCUGAUGUUGCCGAUAAAAUACGCAUGUACUUUCCUGGGAUUACUGACACUGUCAUCAACCAAAUCCUCGCUCUCCAUCCCGAAAGUGAUUACGCUUCUCCUGGACUUCGCUUCUCAGACAUAGAGCAAAGCUUCGAAUUGACUUCGCAUAAUCUGGCUUUGACCAACGGUCUUCACAACCAAACUUGGAAUGCGAUGGUUGCAUUAGGUGAAGCUACUCAUGGUACUGAUCAGGAUUAUUACUGGUAUAGCACGUACGCUCUCUCUGGGGAUAUUCAGACUAGUCCAGUCAAUGCUACCACGGCGCGAAUCAUGCAAAAGUAUCUUUUGUCUUUCGCAUUAACUAGCAAUCCUAAUACCCUUUGGCCAAAUGACAAGAUGGAAUGGCCUUUAUAUAACACCAGUACCAACGGUGUGGAAAUUGUUUACAAUACAAGUAUGUACUUGCAAGCGGAUUCUUUAGCCAAAGCCAAAUCUCGAUUUUGGAAUAAGGCUUUGUGGUAUUAG
Molecule: messenger RNA, 1476 nt
Organism: Botrytis byssoidea
Lineage: Eukaryota; Fungi; Ascomycota; Leotiomycetes; Helotiales; Sclerotiniaceae
Exons: 3
Coding region: 1-1476 (491 amino acids)
Source: RefSeq, a predicted model, not a curated record